AUGGCGACAUCCCAAUACGUCACCUUUGACACAUCCGUCGGCUCGUUCACCGUGGAGCUGUACACCCAGCAGGCUCCCAAGACGUGCAACAACUUUGCCAAGUUGGCAGAGCGCGGUUACUACAACGGCGUUAUUUUCCACCGUAUCAUCCCAGGGUUCAUGGUCCAGGGCGGUGAUCCUACCGGUACGGGCCGCGGCGGUACUUCCAUCUACGGCGAGCGCUUUGCAGACGAAAUCUCCCCCGAGCUCCGUUUCGUUGGCGCAGGUAUCCUGGCCAUGGCCAACUCGGGACCCAACACGAACGGCUCCCAAUUCUUUGUCACUUGCGCCCCCACCCCCUUCCUCGACGGCAAGCACACGAUCUUUGGCCGCAUCUCGUCGGGCAUGCAGACCGUGCAGAGGCUAGAGGCCGUGAGGACGGACGCCAACGACCGGCCUCUUGAGGACAUUAAGAUCCACAAGGCGCGCCUCGGCGACGCGGCGAGCAAGGCGCUCACCCAGUAG
Molecule: messenger RNA, 504 nt
Organism: Apiotrichum porosum
Lineage: Eukaryota; Fungi; Basidiomycota; Tremellomycetes; Trichosporonales; Trichosporonaceae
Gene: CYP1
Product: heme binding
Exons: 6
Coding region: 1-504 (167 amino acids)
Biological process (GO): protein folding; protein peptidyl-prolyl isomerization
Cellular component (GO): catalytic step 2 spliceosome
Molecular function (GO): peptidyl-prolyl cis-trans isomerase activity
Source: RefSeq, a predicted model, not a curated record